UGCAGAUCUGUUUUCAGCACUUCAAACACACAGCACAGCCCAUCACUGUUUCUCUUCUGAGCUCUGUGUAGAUUCUUCGGAUGUUUUUAUUCAUCAGAGGACCUUCACUCCGAAAAGUUGAAAGCAUUGUUGAAAAUGGAAUCACCCCAAAGUUGUUGUGAUGAGGGUCAUAAAAACCUUGAGGCCAUGAAGGCAGGGAUGUUUCUGCGGAAAGUGAAGUCUCGUCUGUGGAAACGUCAACGUCACUAUAAACUACAGGAGGACUGCAAGACUAUCGCAUAUAAAUCCAACUGGGCAAUAAACUCUUAUUCAACCUUCUCCAUCGGUGAUGUAGAGGCUGUUCGUGAGGGGCAUCAGUCAGAGACCCUCCUCAGCGUGGCAGAUGAGUUUCCUGCUGAACGCUGCUUCACGCUGGUCUUCUGUGGACGCAAGGGAAACCUGGACCUUGUGGCUGAGUCAGCAGAAGAAGCUAAGGCCUGGAUUCAGGGCAUCAGAGCCCUCAUGGAGAACAUGGAGAACAUGGACGAGAACACAAAACAUGACCAAUGGAUUUCAGAUUGGUUUUUCAAAGCAGACAAAAACAAAGACGGCAGGAUGAACUUUAAGGAAACAAAAACACUGCUGAAAAUGAUGAACAUAGACAUGAAUGAAGAACAUGCAAGCCAUCUUUUCAAGAAGGCAGAUAAAUCUCAGUCAGAGACACUGGAGCAUGAGGAGUUUGUGGAGUUCUACAAGACCCUCACAGAGAGAACUGAGGUCCUGGAGCUGCUUCAGGAGUAUUCAAGUGAUGGACAGAUUCUCUCUCAAUGUGAUCUGGAGGAGUUUCUUAGAGAGGAGCAACUGGAGGGCGAGAGCAGUUAUGAACAUGCCCUUCAGCUAAUUGAUCAAUAUGAGCCUUCAAACACAGCCAGAAUGAAUCAUUGUAUGUCAAUCGAUGGCUUCUUAAUGUACAUGACGUCUCCUGAGGGCUCCAUCUUCAAUCCAGAGCAUCAAGGUCUCUAUCAGGACAUGAACCAGCCUCUCGCCCAUUAUUACAUCUCCUCCUCCCACAACACAUACCUGAUGGAAGAUCAACUAAAAGGGCCCAGUAGUGUUGAGGCGUACAUCCAGGCCCUUAAACGCUGCUGCAGGUGUGUAGAGUUGGACUGUUGGAAUGGAUCGAAUGGGGAGCCUGUAGUUUACCACGGACACACAUUCACAUCUAAGAUUCUUUUCAAAGAUGUGCUUGCUACUAUUGCAAAAUAUGCCUUCAAGGUGUCUGAGUAUCCGCUCAUAUUAUCCAUAGAAAACCACUGCAGCAUCGAGCAGCAGGAUGUAAUGGCUCGAUAUUUCAGAGACAUCCUGGGUGACAUGUUACUGACAACCACAGAGAAUAACAGAACCGCCAGUGAACUUCCUUCUCCAGAGGCACUUAGGAUGAAAAUCCUGCUGAAGGGAAAGAAGAUUGAACAUGAGAGCCUCACAGGUGAAGUAAGUGAUGAGGAUGAGGCCGCAGAAAUGAACAAGGACAACGCAGCAACAGAGAGCCCACCAACAGAUGAGAAGAAAUCAAAGCAGAAUCUAUGCAAGGGGUUCUCAGACCUUGUGUUCUGUAAGAGCGUACACUUCCAUGGCUUUGAACAUUCCUCUAUCUCCUCCAAGCCUUAUGAGAUGUCAUCAUUCUCAGAGUCUAAAGUCCGCAAAUAUUCCAAGGAAGCAGGCCGAGAUUUUGUGCUCCAUAACACAAGGCAGUUGACCAGAGUGUAUCCAAGUGGAAUGAGGACGGAUUCAUCAAAUUACUGCCCACAGGACAUGUGGAACAUAGGAUGCCAGAUUGUGGCAUUGAACUUCCAGACAGCAGGGAUGGAAAUGGAUCUUAAUGAUGGGCUAUUUAGUCAGAACAGCCACUGCGGCUACAUUCUAAAACCUGAGAUCCUGCGCAAUAGAGAGAGAUGCUUUGAUCCCGAUAAUCCACAUUCACGAGACGAGUAUCACCCUUUACAAUUGUCUGUUAAGAUUAUUAGCGGCCAACAGCUUCCUAAAGUAAAUAAAAAAGAAUGGUCCAUUGUAGACCCUUUUGUAAGAGUGGAAAUUUAUGGUGUUUCUUUGGAUCAAGCUAAACAGGAGACCGAAUACAUUGAGAACAAUGGAUUUAAUCCAUGUUGGAAUGAAACUCUUCAAUUCACAAUCCACACCCCUGAGCUCGCACUGGUGCGUUUUGUAGUUGAAGACUAUGAUAAAACGUCUAGGAACGACUUUAUAGGACAGUACACACUUCCUUUUACUUCUAUUCAAUCAGGGUACCGUCAUGUUCAUCUGUUAUCAAAAGACGGAACAAGUAUUUGUCCAUCCUCCCUGUUUGUUCAUAUAAAAAUCACAGAGCUCCAAGUUUCAGGAGUUUGAUCAACGAUAUUUUC
Triplophysa rosa is the source of this 2396-nucleotide messenger RNA. It is a transcript of the gene plcd4b, whose product is annotated as phospholipase C, delta 4b. Lineage: Eukaryota; Metazoa; Chordata; Actinopteri; Cypriniformes; Nemacheilidae. Gene Ontology annotation, biological process: intracellular signal transduction; lipid metabolic process. The record is from RefSeq and is a predicted model, not a curated record. The transcript is spliced from 16 exons. The coding region runs from base 136 to 2382 and encodes 748 amino acids. Gene Ontology annotation, molecular function: phosphatidylinositol-4,5-bisphosphate phospholipase C activity; calcium ion binding.